Molecule: messenger RNA, 1152 nt
Organism: Aspergillus terreus NIH2624
Lineage: Eukaryota; Fungi; Ascomycota; Eurotiomycetes; Eurotiales; Aspergillaceae
Gene: erg27
Product: protein erg27
Exons: 1
Coding region: 1-1152 (383 amino acids)
Biological process (GO): signal transduction
Cellular component (GO): cytoplasm
Source: RefSeq, a predicted model, not a curated record
AUGGACGAUGGCCUAGAUUCAGAAUCUUUUGAUCUGUGGAUGGCGUCCUCCGAGGUGGACCAGAACGCCCUGGGCAACUUUGCCUCGAUCAUGAGCCUGGAAAAACCCUUGCUUUCGGCAAUGCUGUACAAGAUCCUGGGCUUGUCGGUCAUGCUGUCUAAGAAGCUCCUGCGCGCGCGACGACUCAGGCGGCUGGAUCCCACCCGCGAGACCAAGUCGCUCCAGCUGUACCACCAUAUCAUCUGGCUCUCCCGCGAGGGCCUGCUAAUCCUGGAAGAAUUCGUGUUACCCAGGGUGGAAGAGUAUCUCGAACUGAAGAUUCUAGCCUACAAGCUCCGCGCGUCCUUUUACCACAUCUUCGUUCUGUUCCACAACCAGCCCGCGGUGCGUUCGCCAGGCAUCAUCAGCCUGCCCAGCGACAAAGUCCUCAACGGCACCGGAAGCUCCGGAUCCUCCCAUAAAGAGCCGCGCUUGCGGUUCUCGUUCGAAGGAAGCCCCGAAAUCAUCACCGUCCCACACAAACCGUCGCCGCCGCGACCAUCGCAGACGAAAGUCACCCAGGCGCCUCCGGGCCUCGCGCCCGUGCAGCUCCCCCGAUCCGCGUCCUCGUUUCUGCUGCCCGCGUUGGACUACACGCCCACCGCCACAGCAUGCUUCAACCACGCCGCCCUGCUGGCCGAUCGCUUCCUGCCCGGGUCGCAUCCGCUGCGUCUGUCCAUCAAACUCGAAUACGCCGCCUACCUGUACGACUGUCUCCACGACUCGACCGCCUGUCGCCGACUCGCGAAGCAGGCCAUUGCCGACGUAUACAAUGCGCAGGAGGGCAUGGAUGACGAGAGCUUCGAGGACGCAGCCGAGAUUGUCGGAAUUCUGGGCAAAAUGGUGAAACGGGGAGGCAAGACGAGCAGCGCCGGUGGAACGAGUUCGGGAACGCUGCGCGCCGACAGCGAGGGUGGUCACAGCCCGUCGAAGAAGACCUCCAGGGACGGGGGUAGUACGACGCCGUCUGGGACGCCCCGAGAUGACGGUUCGACGAAGAAAGCUGUCUCGGCAAAGGCCACGCCUAGAGCAUCUCCUGCGCCGCCGGUGUCGAAGACUACGAACGGGCUGCCCCCAGCGGUUCCUCACCCGACGAUGGUGAACCCGAUUUAA